Trichoderma reesei QM6a is the source of this 1272-nucleotide messenger RNA. RefSeq lists its product as uncharacterized. The coding region runs from base 1 to 1272 and encodes 423 amino acids. The record is from RefSeq and is a predicted model, not a curated record. Gene Ontology annotation, molecular function: monooxygenase activity; FAD binding. Lineage: Eukaryota; Fungi; Ascomycota; Sordariomycetes; Hypocreales; Hypocreaceae. The transcript is spliced from 4 exons.
AUGGCUCCCCCGACCGUCCUGAUCAUUGGCUGUGGCGUGGCCGGCCCUUUCCUUGCGAUUCUACUCAAGAGAAAAGGCUAUCAGCCGAUUGUCUUUGAAAAGGUUCGGGAACUGGGCAAUGCCGGGGCAUCAUUGAUGAUCAUGUCCAAUGGACUCAAAGUAUUUGACUUGAUUGGAGUUGCAGACGCCAUCAAGGCCGAAUCUCUCCCUCUCACGACCCUCUGGGAUGCCAAAGCCUCGGGUGAGGUCCUCGGACAGUCCAAUCUACCGAGCACCUUUGCCGACACCUACCGACAACCUGCCACUGGCAUCAGGCGGACAACGCUCAAUCUGCUUUUGAAGAGAAAGGUGCUGGAGGAGGGCAUCGAGCUCAGGGAGGGGUGGGCGCUGGUCGAUAUCCAGGAGCACGAGGACUCGGUGACGGCAACUUUCAGCAAUGGACAGUCGGUGACGGGCUUGUUUCUUGUUGGAUGCGAUGGUAUCAAGUCGGCUUCAAGAGCCAUUCUACAAAGGCAAAGGGGGGUUGAAGAAGGACUUCCUUCGUAUACAGGUCUCACACAGACGGCUUUCCUGUCAGAAACACCGGCGACACUUGAGGCCACGGCAGCGAUGCGCAACUGGUACGGCGACGGAGUCCAUGUCAUUGCCUACCCAGUCGGCCCCAAGACAACGUCAUGGGCCCUCACGCAGCGAGAGACUCAGGAGAGAGAAGAGACGUGGCGUCCGUUCACCGGUGACGAGAUGGAUACUCAGCGAGAGGCCCUUUGCAAGCUGCUCGACGGCUGGGAUGCCAGCAUCGCGCAGGGAGUGAGAGCGGCUGAGCGCAUCAUCAAGUUUGGCCUGUUUGACCGUGAGGAGCUGAGGCCGGAGGAAUGGUUCUCGAGGCGUUGCGUCUUGGUGGGCGAUGCUGCGCAUCCUACGAGCCCUCACCUUGGACAGGGUGCCAACCAGGCCAUGGAGGACUGCUACCACCUGAGCACCAUGCUGCCGGAUCUAUCCCCCGGCAGCCAGCAUGAAGACGACAUCAACAAGAGCCUCGAGGACGUGCUGAGGAACAAUCUCGCGGAAUCCGUCUUCAGGCCAUUUGCAGAGAAGCGCCAGCCCCGAACAUCGACCCUCGUCAAGGGCGCGCGGGCGCUGGGCGAGAUGCGGGUUGCCGUGGGCAGCGACAAGGGUCGAGAGCGAGACGAGGCGGUUUCCAGGUCGUACGAGGGCGAUGCUGCUGCCAUAGUGGCCAAGUUUGAGAAUCUGUUGAGGCAGCCGUUUAAUUAG